Molecule: messenger RNA, 1596 nt
Organism: Mercurialis annua (annual mercury)
Lineage: Eukaryota; Viridiplantae; Streptophyta; Magnoliopsida; Malpighiales; Euphorbiaceae
Product: F-box/FBD/LRR-repeat protein At5g56420-like
Exons: 3
Coding region: 192-1556 (454 amino acids)
Molecular function (GO): protein binding
Source: RefSeq, a predicted model, not a curated record
UUGGAGCUAUCAUACUUGGAAUAUAAGAGUCUAGAAAAAACUCAACCACUUCUGAAACAAAAUACAGAAACACAUAAACCCAUCAAUUCUUAUAGCUUUUUCAUUGUUUCUGCAAUAUGCGACAACUGAUGAGAAAUCAAAAGGAACAUGAAUGACAAACCCGACCAAGAAUUAAGCUAAAUCACAACUCCAUGGAUAGAAUCAGCACCAGUAUAGACGACUUACCAGACUCAAUUCUUCACCACAUCAUAUCACUCCUUCCGACAAAUCUUGCUGUUCAAACAAGCUUAGUGUCCAAAAAAUGGCAGGAUUUAUGGACAUUCAGUUCUGAUCUCAGUUUUGCAGUUCGACUUUUGAACAGAAAUAUGAUGAAUUCUGUUGAAAGGGUACUUCUUCUUCAUAACUUAUCCUGCUUAAGAUCAUUCACUCUGACCUGUUUAGUCGACGAUGAUUCCUAUCGGGUUUAUUCGUGGAUUUCCGCUAUAGCAAACCGUAAAAUUGAGAAAUUAUCGCUCGAUUUGUUUCAUAUUGUAUCGCCAAUUAAAUUGCCGGCGUGUUUGUUUACGUGUCAAUCAUUGACAGAGUUCAGAUUAUCCAUGGAUUAUGACCUUGCCCUUCCUUCUUCUGUCAAAUUAUCAAAUCUCAAGAGCCUGACUCUUCAGCGUGUCAAAUUCCUUGAUGAACGAGCAAUCCAGUCACUGUUUUCUAGUCCAUUGCUGGAGUAUUUGUUUGUUGAUAAGUGUGACUGGAAGAAUCUGAAAUCUGUUUCGAUUUGUGGCCCGAAACUCUCGAGCUUGUCGAUAAAUGAUCAUGUGAUAAUCAAUAAGAAAAUCAGUGACAGGAUUGUGGGUGAUCCUGAUGGCUGUCAGGUUUUUAUUUUUGGAAAAGGUCUUAAAAGUUUUACGUACAGAGGCGAAUUUGUUAAUGAUUAUAACUUUUACGAUGCUUCUUCUAUAGUCGAGGUUCAUAUUACGGCUGUUCAGUGGGAUGCAUCGGACAUUUAUUGCAGCCGCCUCACUAAUUUGCUUACAGGACUUUCAAAUGUCAGAGACUUGAGGUUAUCUUCUCAGACCCUUCGGGUUCUGAAUUAUGAUCAAAGGCUCAUUAGUCAGCUGCCUAUCUUUAAUAAUUUAGCUGGACUAACAAUCGAUACGGCGUCGGUGGAGUACAAUAAUAAGGCGCUGCAAAAUAUAUUUGAGAACUCUCCUCAUCUUAAAACUAUCGAGUUUAUUCAGGGGGUUAGUUUGGGUCCUGAAGAUGAUGAAGAUUCAGGGAGAUCAUAUUCAGUAUCUUCAAGUGAUUUAUCAAAUGUGAAGAGUAUUGAAAUCAGACAUUUUGAGGGAAGCAGAUGGGAAGAGAUUUAUGUGGUGAAGAGUUUGCUGAAAAGAGCACCAAAACUAGAGACUAUGGCUAUAUCAUGUUGGGGUAACCCUAGCUCCCUUAUGUUGACCAAACUUCAUGAACUCUUGCUUGAUCUCCCAAAAACCUCUAAAACUUGUCAUCUUGUUUUUUUUGAUUAUGAUAGUUAUGGCAGAAAAAUUAAUUGCCAAAACUAACUAACCGAAUUUAAAUCGAACCGAAAUUUCGAGUGUCGUA